AUGCCACAGCUGAGCCUGUCCUGGCUGGGCCUGGGGUCGGUGGCCGCCUCCCCAUGGCUGCUCCUGCUGCUGGCUGGGGCCUCCUGGCUCCUGGCUCAUGUCCUGACCCAGAUCUACGCCUUCUAUGAAAACUCUCGUCGCCUCCAAUGUUUCCCUCAGCCCCCCAAACAGAACUGGCUCAUUGGUCACCUGGGCCUGAAGGUAACAACCUGUCUUAUUUCCAGACACCCCCCCACGGAACAGGGCUUGAAGCAAGUGACUCAGCUAGUGGGCACCUACCCCCAGGGCUUUAUGGUGUGGAUGGGUCCCAUCUUCCCCCUCAUCAAUUUGUGCCACCCUGACAUCGUCCGAUCUGUCCUCAAUGCCUCAGCUGCUGUGGCGCUUAAGGACUUAGUCUUCUACAAUUUCCUGAAACCCUGGUUGGGGGAUGGGCUCUUGCUGAGUUCCAGUGACAAAUGGAGCCGUCACCGUCGUAUGCUGACACCAGCCUUCCACUUCAACAUCCUGAAGCCAUAUGUGAAGAUUUUCAAUGACAGCACCAAUGUCAUGCAUGCCAAGUGGCAGCGUCUAAUUUCCAAGGGCAAUACCUGUCUGAACAUGUUUGAGCACAUCAGCCUCAUGACCUUGGAUACUCUGCAGAAAUGUGUCUUCAGCUUUGACAGCAACUGUCAGGAGAAACCAAGUGAAUAUAUUGCUGCCAUCUUGGAGCUCAGUGCCCUUGUGGCCAAAAGAAAUGAACAACCACUUCUGCACAUGGACUUCCUGUACCAGCUCACCCCCGAUGGGCAGCGCUUCCGUAAAGCCUGCCACCUGGUGCAUAAAUUCACAGAUGCCGUCAUCCAGGAGCGACACCGUACCCUCCCUGAUGAGGGUCUUGAUGACUUCCUCCUGGCCAAGACCAAGAGCAAGACAUUGGACUUCAUUGAUGUGUUGCUGCUGUCCAAGGAUGAAGAUGGGAAGAUGCUGUCAGAUGAGGACAUACGAGCAGAGGCUGACACCUUCAUGUUUGAGGGCCAUGACACCACAGCCAGUGGCCUCUCCUGGAUCUUGUACAAUCUGGCAAAGCACCCAGAACAUCAGGAGCGCUGUCGGCAGGAGGUGCAGGAGCUCCUGAGGGACCGGGACCCUACAGAGAUCGAAUGGGACGACCUGGCCCAGUUGCCCUUCCUGACCAUGUGCAUCAAGGAGAGUCUGCGGCUGCAUCCGCCGGUCAUGGCCAUCUCCCGCUGCUGCACGCAGGACGUAGUGCUCCCAGAUGGCCGGGUCAUCCCCAAAGGCGUUGUCUGCGUCAUCAGUAUUUUUGGGACCCAUCACAACCCAGAAGUGUGGCCAAACCCUGAGGUCUAUGAUCCCUCCCGUUUUGACCCAGAAAACAUCAAGGACAGGUCGUCUAUGGCUUUUAUUCCCUUCUCUGCGGGGCCCAGGAACUGCAUCGGACAGACGUUCGCCAUGAGCGAGAUGAAGGUGGCGCUGGCGCUGACGCUGCUGCGCUUCCGCGUGCUGCCCGACCACGCGGAGCCGCGCAGGAAGCCUGAGCUGAUCCUGCGCGCAGAGGGCGGGCUGUGGCUGCGGGUGGAGCCGCUGCGCGCGGGCGCUCGGUGACCACAGCCUGCGGGACCCGACCGUGGGCACCCACCACCAAGCAGCUUCC
Molecule: messenger RNA, 1651 nt
Organism: Castor canadensis (American beaver)
Lineage: Eukaryota; Metazoa; Chordata; Mammalia; Rodentia; Castoridae
Product: leukotriene-B4 omega-hydroxylase 3-like
Biological process (GO): arachidonate metabolic process; leukotriene B4 catabolic process
Molecular function (GO): iron ion binding; arachidonate monooxygenase activity; heme binding
Source: RefSeq, a predicted model, not a curated record